This is a messenger RNA of Lentinula edodes (shiitake mushroom), 872 nucleotides long. RefSeq lists its product as uncharacterized. The coding region runs from base 83 to 529 and encodes 148 amino acids. Gene Ontology annotation, molecular function: acireductone dioxygenase [iron(II)-requiring] activity. The record is from RefSeq and is a predicted model, not a curated record. Lineage: Eukaryota; Fungi; Basidiomycota; Agaricomycetes; Agaricales; Omphalotaceae. The transcript is spliced from 5 exons.
GCACGAGCUGUUUGGUUUCCGCUCAAGCUCCCUGCACGUUCCUGAAGUAUACCCACCAGUUUCUGUUUCAUAUCCAUUCAUCAUGUAUGUUCGCACAUACUAUCACAACAACCUGCCUGGAGUUACCUCUCUUCCUCAUGAUUCGCUUCCUCCUGCCGCUCCAGAGAGGCUUGAAACCCUCGGAUGGAACCUCUGGAUGUUGAGUGGCGACGACAUUGAAAAGCAGGCAGCAGAAAUCGCUGAACGAGUUGGGUACACGAGACCCACAGAUAAAAUCAACGUAUUGGCAUCGGAAACAAUUGAAAGCGCUGGGACAGUUGAAGAAAAAGUAAAAAUGACUGCCAAGCUACAAGCUUCAAAGGAACACUACACUGCUACAACUAGCUCGGUCGUUCUGAUUGUGGACGGAAAAGGCCAUUAUGAUAUUGAAGACUCCAUUGAGAAUAUGUGGAUCCGUGUCAUUCUAACCCCAGGAGUGCUAAUGCAUAUUCCUGGAGGAGCACACACGGAUUACUUUCGAAAAUCCUGAGGGGUAUUUGGAUGUUCUGAUGUGGUUCAAUAAGGACGUUAAACACUCAGACAUCGACUGGGUCAAGGGGCAAGACACGCACAACCACUUCGUUCGACUAGAUUAUCUGAACAGGCUCGGCGUAAAACACUAACGGGUUACUUGUAAUUGGCGCUGUGGUAACGGUCAGAUACUUAGUUUACAUUGUCCUUACUGGUUCCUACACAGAUGAAACUUCUAACACAAGCUGUUCUCCCUGACCACUGAUAUUUACUGAUUUUGAUGAACUACGGUUCUAAGAAGAUCCAAUAAACGUUCCGACUUCGAGAGCAAAACAUUCAACUUCAAGAACGUAAUAAAGGAA